Molecule: messenger RNA, 2028 nt
Organism: Pelobates fuscus (common spadefoot toad)
Lineage: Eukaryota; Metazoa; Chordata; Amphibia; Anura; Pelobatidae
Gene: CAMKV
Product: CaM kinase like vesicle associated
Exons: 11
Coding region: 208-1338 (376 amino acids)
Biological process (GO): peptidyl-serine phosphorylation
Cellular component (GO): intracellular anatomical structure
Molecular function (GO): calmodulin binding; calcium/calmodulin-dependent protein kinase activity; ATP binding
Source: RefSeq, a predicted model, not a curated record
CAGUUCGAAGCUGUAAGUUUCACAAGGGUGCUUUAAGUGAAGAACACAUGGAAAACACAGGAUCGUCCUGAUCUUUCUGCGAGUGGAGACAUCUGCCAGUGCAAGGGGGGACACACAAAGCAGAGCCUUUGGGGAACAGAGCAUCGGAGAAUAAAAGGAGAUUAGGCAUUCUUCCACGGGGGGAGCAUUACAAUACUAAGGCAGGCAAUGCCGUUUGGAUGUGUAACUUUAGGUGACAAGAAGGAUUACAAUCAGCCUACAGAAGUGAGCGACAGAUAUGAUCUGGGGCAGCUUAUCAAGACGGAGGAAUUCUGUGAGGUAUUUAGAGCCAAAGAGAAAUCUUCUGGGAAGCUUUAUACCUGCAAACGAUUUCUGAAAAGAGAUGGGCGCAAAGUAAGGAAGGCAGCCAAAAAUGAAAUUAACAUUCUGAAAAUGGUCAAACAUCCAAAUAUCCUGCAGCUGGUUGACGUGUUUGAGACUCGCAAGGAAUACUUCAUCUUUAUGGAGCUUGCAUCAGGCCGUGAGGUUUUUGAUUGGAUCUUGGAUCAAGGCUAUUAUUCAGAGCGAGACACAAGCAAUGUUAUCCGACAAGUCUUGGAGGCUGUGGCUUAUCUGCACUCACUGCGCAUUGUGCAUAGGAAUCUCAAGUUGGAAAACUUGCUGUAUUUCAAUCGAAUGAAGAAUUCCAAAAUAGUCAUUAGCGAUUUCCAUUUGGCCAAAGUGGAGACCAGCCUCAUCAAGGAGCCCUGUGGGACCCCAGAGUAUUUGGCUCCUGAGGUGGUUGCACGGCAGAGAUAUGGACGACCAGUAGACUGCUGGGCAAUUGGAGUCAUUAUGUACAUACUGCUUUCUGGAAACCCUCCAUUUUACGAUGAGAUGGAGGAGGAAGAUUAUGAGAGCCAUGACAAGAAUUUAUUUCGGAAGAUCCUGCAUGGAGAUUAUGAGUUUGACUCGCCGUAUUGGGAUGAUAUUUCGCCUGCAGCCAAAGACCUGGUUACUCGUCUGAUGGAAGUGGAACAAGACCAGAGGGUCACUGCCGCAGAUGCCAUCAGCCAUGAAUGGAUUUCAGGAAAUGCUGCGUCUGAUAAGAAUAUUAAAGAUGGAGUUUGUGCUCAGAUCGAGAAGAACUUUGCCAAAGCCAAAUGGAAGAAAGCGGUAAGGGUGACCACAAUGAUGAAGAGGCUGAGGGCCCCGGAGCAGCCCAGAACACCUUCUCCUUUAAAAGAUGGCGAGCAAACCCCUGGGCUGGCCACACCAGCCCCUUCACCUUCACCUGCCAGUACGCCAGCUGAGGGUGACCCUUCCCUGCUCUGUCCCUCUCCCGAGGGCACUGGCUGAGAAGUAAUAGGAGGGAGACGGCAAAUAUAUAUAAAAAGAAUAAUAAAAAAAGAAUAAUUUAAAAAAAAAUAAAAAAAAAAUAAACCCUUCCUCAUAAAUCUCCCAUUUACUGCAGAGCAUAUUACCACAAAACCUUACCCAUCAUCUAACCGUGAAAAGCUUUGCAGAGAGUAUUCAUUAACCACUGAUCUGCCAGGGUUUUGAAAACCAUUGCAGAGCAAUGCUGGGCCCAUUGUCAGGAAAACGCAUUUAAGCGGUAAUAUCAAUUGCGAUAAAGACCACUGCUUUCUUUUCUGCAUUAACCCUUCCACUGCUACAGCAGAGAAUUACUUUAACUCUUAACCCUUUAGUUGCUACAGAAAUCUGCCGCACUGUUAGACUGAUAUUAUUUCUCCCUUCAUUAACCUUUGUGCUGCUGAAACCGCAGGGCACUGCUCCGUUGUCGCAUUCACUCCUUCCCUAAAAUUAAGAUUAAGUUAUAUCUCUUUGUACAUGUCCCCGGGAAGGCAAGUUUCUAUUCUCAGAUAUACCCUUUUCAUUUGCUUCCUCAACUAAAUCUUUAAUUUUGCCUCCUGCCUGGGACAACUUCCCAGCGUCUUUCCUUCCUGUUGGCAGGAGGGGCAUGUAAUGUACAGAACUUUACCCCGUGUUUUGUAUGCUUUACUUUAAAUAAACUUGCUGCUUCUCCCA